AUGUCUGCUGUCUCCUCCGCCCACCAGCAAGUCCUCGACCAUCUCGCGUCCGGCGACUUCUACUCUGCGCAUCAGAAGGCCCGCACGUCCGCGACACGUCUUCUUGCACCUCCUCGACGCAACCCGCCGCCCGCCGGAACUGUCCUCCCGUACGACAAGAAGGCGCAGGAGGCUGCCGAGUUGUUGUGGGACGCUGCGAGGAAGCUGCUUGAGAAUGGACAGACGGGCAGUGGGGUCGACCUCGGUGUGAUGCUCGUCGAUGACGUGUGGACCGCGAGGGAGGUCGGCUGCGGCAAGGACGAGCGAGCCAAGCUCAUCCAGCUCAUCGCGUUGACGGGACCUGCCGGAGCGUGGAGGAAGACGCUGACGGACGCCAUCUUUGCAUGGAGCGCAAAGACCGGGUCGGGCGCUGCAGGCGACAUGGAGAUUCAUCAGUACCUGGGAGAGACCUUCUUCAAGGAGGGCGACUACCACCAAGCUUCGCUUCACCUGCUCGUCUGCCCUUCGCAAGAUGCGGCACAGACGCUCGCAAACGUCAUGUUCGAAUGGUCGAAGCUUGAUCCGGAGAAGGAGUGCGGUGUCGGUCGUUACGCUGCGCGCGGGACCUUGAGCUACCUCGAGUCGUCCUUCAUCCUCGCCGCCCGCACCUUCCUCUCGCACUUCCUCGCCCUCGUCCUUGCCGCUUACCCAACCCUCCGCGUCGUCUCCUUCCCCUACCCUCCUCCCUCCUCUCCGCUCGCCACCUCGACCUCCGCUCCUCCGUCCGGCGACGAGAUCGUCGUCACGAAACUCGCCUCGCUCAACUUCCUCCAGCUCGUCAUUCGCGACGUCCAGGCUGGCGUCGGCGAGGCGGUCGAGAAAGUCAAGGUCGGGAACGAGUGGAGGGCGCAGAGAGGUGCUGGAACAAAGGUGUGGCAGAGCUUGGUCGGGAAGUACGAGAGGCAGGUCCCGUGGAUGCGGGCGCCGGAGGUGAGGGAGGGCCUCACUGCGCUCGGUGAGAUCCAUUUUGGGCUCAAGCCGCAGCGCGCGGGCAACCCGCUGAUGGACAUGAUGGCCUCGAUGUUUGGCGGAGGGGGCAUGGGCGGGCGGUAG
Messenger RNA from Rhodotorula toruloides NP11, 1092 nucleotides. RefSeq names its product cytoplasm protein. The record is from RefSeq and is a predicted model, not a curated record. Gene Ontology annotation, molecular function: protein binding. NCBI's taxonomy places the organism in Eukaryota, Fungi, Basidiomycota, Microbotryomycetes, Sporidiobolales, Sporidiobolaceae. Gene Ontology annotation, biological process: protein insertion into ER membrane. The transcript has 6 exons. Bases 1 to 1092 code for a protein of 363 amino acids. Gene Ontology annotation, cellular component: cytosol.